Pneumocystis carinii B80 is the source of this 1103-nucleotide messenger RNA. Its product is annotated as meiotic recombination protein dmc1. Gene Ontology annotation, cellular component: condensed nuclear chromosome; nucleus. Bases 47 to 1057 code for a protein of 336 amino acids. Gene Ontology annotation, biological process: DNA strand invasion; mitotic recombination; DNA repair. Lineage: Eukaryota; Fungi; Ascomycota; Pneumocystomycetes; Pneumocystales; Pneumocystaceae. Gene Ontology annotation, molecular function: DNA strand exchange activity; ATP-dependent DNA damage sensor activity; ATP binding. The transcript has 11 exons. The record is from RefSeq and is a predicted model, not a curated record.
AUAUCAUAAAAACAUCAUAAAAAGAAGUGUAUAAAGAGAAUAUACUAUGACAAUAAAAGAAGACGAUUCAGAUUUGAGUGUAGAUGAGGAAGAACAGCAAUAUAUUGAUUCGGACGAGCUUCAGAGUCAUGGUAUUGGUGUAGCAGAUAUUCAAAAACUUAAAUCAUCUGGAUAUUGUACAGUAAUGAGUAUUCAGAUGGCAACUCGUAGAAAUCUUUCAAAAAUUAAAGGAUUUAGUGAAGCAAAAGUAGAGAAGCUUAAAGAAAUUGCGCAAAAGCUUUGUCCUCCUCCAUUUCAAACAGCUAUGGAGGUUUCAUCGUUUCGACGACGAGUGAAUUAUAUUUCUACAGGAUCUAAACAAUUUGAUGCAAUGCUUGGAGGAGGGAUUCAAUCGAUGUCGAUUACGGAAGUUUUUGGAGAAUUUCGUUGUGGUAAAACUCAAAUUUCACAUACAAUGUGUGUGACAUGUCAGCUUCCAAAAGAAAUGGGAGGGGCAGAAGGUAAAGCAGCAUAUUUGGAUACAGAAGGGACCUUUCGUCCGGAUAGGAUUAAAUCAAUUGCUGCUCGUUUUGGAGUAGAUGCUGAACAAGCAAUGAAUAAUAUUCUUGUAGGCAGAGCUUUCAAUUCAGAACAUCAGAUGGAUUUAAUUAAUAAAAUGUGUACAAUUUUCUCAGAGGAUGGUCGAUAUAGACUAUUGAUUGUGGAUUCUAUUAUGGCAUUGUUUCGUGUUGAUUACUCUGGACGAGGAGAGCUCUCUGAAAGACAACAAAAGCUUAAUAUUAUGCUUUCUCGUCUUACUAGAAUUGCAGAAGAAUACAAUAUAGCUGUUUUUCUUACAAAUCAGGUUCAAGCAGAUCCCGGUGCAACAUUGAUGUUUGCUUCAAAUGACCGAAAACCUGUAGGAGGACAUGUUUUGGCACAUGCGUCUGCAACUCGAAUAUUGCUUAGAAAGGGCAGAGGAGAAGAACGUGUUGCUAAGAUACAAGAUAGUCCUGAUAUGCCUGAAGGAGAAUGUGUAUAUACUAUUAAGGCAGGAGGGAUUGAUGAUUCAUCAUAAUUAUUUCUAUGACAAAAUAUUUAUUAUUUUAAUAACAUGUGUAUUC